CGAAAACAACCAAUUAGAGAUGCGCGACUGGUCACAUGACCUGUUGUAUAUUAACCAAUAGAGUCUUUACACUAAAGCACAUAUUGCAUAUAAUAAAAUAUGCUCAUUUUCAAUACUUACUGGGUAGUUUUCAGUCUUCUCUUUGACGAGCGGAGCAAUGGGUCGUACAGGUAUGUUGUAUAAUCAAGUUUUUUAGGUUGAAGAGGAUAAUGGUAAGUCUUGAUUUUGAUUGGCCAAUGCUAUAAACCAAUCAAAAUGCUAAUCUUAUUCCCUCCAAAAAGGAAAAAAGGUAAAUUGUUGCGAGGUGAACAAUAUGCAUGUUGCUUAUCACAAGUGUAUACCUUCAAAAUGUAACAUGCUAACAAGUAAUUGCUAAACCUGUCUUGGUUCAGUGAUUAUUAUUAUAAUGGAACGACUGUUUUAAGGCAGUGCAUUAGCACAGACGACUCUCGAUGCUAACCUUAAGAGGAGUUGAAUCUCCAGGUUGAUGAUUUUAAUCAAUCUUGGCAGAUGCAUUUUGCGCAUGUAUUAUUUAUUUAAUGCAUAUUUAAAAAGACAGUGCAUGGGAUGGGUUUACCCGCUGUGUACCAAAUAACUUUGUUCCGGAUAAAUUAUUCACCGGCCAUUAUAAAAUGGGUCAGAGAGUUGUCUUUUCAUUAUUAUAGUUAUUAUUGUUCUCCAACUAGAAAAGAUGCAGACGCUCCAUUUCAAAACGACAGAUACAGUUUUAAUUAAAUUUAUGUCAUUUACUCCCAUUAAUCCAAACCAGUCUGAUUUUUGUUCUUCAGUAGAAUGCAAAUUAUGAGAUUUCAACCUUAGACUUUAUUUACUUUCAUUGAAUGGACAAAAAAAUAUCUUCUUUUGUGUUUUAAAGAGGUACAAAUAAGGUUGAGUAAAUGACAGAAUUAUCAUUUUGAGGGAAAUUAUCCGUUUAUUAAUUAAUUUACAAAUUAUAAAUGCAUAGUGAUUAUCAUAAAUGAUUGACUGUUGGUGUGUUUUAUCAGUUACCACCAGUUAUUUAAAGAUAUAAACCACAAGAGGCCUUACUUUUACAGUGACAUUACCAUAGUAAGGGUAUUUUAGGCACAUUAUGCCUUAUACCGUGGUAAAGUCAGGGUAAAACUACGACCUCAAGUGGAUUAUCACUAUUUUACUCAGUUCUGAAGUAUUUUAGUCAUACAACUUUAAGAGACUUUAGAUGUUCAGUUGCAUUUGAUCUGAUGUCUGGUGACAUUUCAGUAAUUGGCCGACUGGAGAUUUCUGAAAUCCAUUCAAAUUACCACAGCGAUAAUUAAUUCAACAUAGGUAUGCUAAUGUCUCACUGAUUAUGCGCAUACUGCAUUAAGUAUCCCGUGUCCUUUGGUUUUGUUUUCAAAGCUUAAUCAUUGGGUACAAUCAAAUGUUUUCUGUUCUAGAGUUAACGGCACUUGAAAUUAGCAGCUACGAUGGAGGAAACCGCUCAGCCGUUUAUACGAGCGAAACUGCAUUUACAUGUCGCAUAAUAGCGCGACGCCUUUAGAAUCGGUUGUCUUGAUUGUAGCUGCUAACUUUAAUGCUAAUUAUGUGGGGUUUUAUUUGUAUGGUCGGUUUGAUUUGGUUUGCACUUUGGGUUGUUUCAUUGAUUUCUGUUUUUGUGUCUUUGUUUUGUUUCUGUAAUUAAAGCCGCAGUGGCAGCUCUUCAGGCGGCUAAAGACCUUGUAAUUUUGCAUUGUUAUAACAUGCUUGAAUAGACGCCAGUGGCUGAACGCAACCACUGGGGUGAAUCAAACUGUUUGGGUCAAAGCAGGUUAACGUGGCAGACAUGUCGCGUGUCACGCAAUAAAUAAUCAGGCGACAUCAGUCAGAGAAAUGUAGCAGCUAAAAGCCUUGAGGUGGCCUUUUUUACUCUCUCUGUGUUUCCCCUAUUUUUCUCUUCUCCUCAUGUCAUUGUGUUCUGCAUCAACCCCUUUACAUCCCUCAGAGCUUCGAGAAGUUCGUCGUGUGCCCCCGCGUUUCUCCAUCACGCCCCCCACUACCCAAGAGAUCAUGCCGGGCGGUAGUGUCAACAUCACGUGCGUCGCCGUCGGCUCACCCAUGCCCUAUGUCAAGUGGAUGCUUAACUCUGAGGACCUGACACCGGAGGAUGAGAUGCCAGUUGGCAGGAACGUUCUAGAGUUAAACAGCGUCCGUGAGUCGGCCAACUACACCUGCGUGGCCAUGAGCAGCCUGGGCAUCAUCGAGGCUAAUUCCCAGAUCAUUGUCAAGUCCUUGCCGAAACCUCCAGGUACUCCUGUCGUAACCGAAACUACCGCCACCAGUAUCACCAUCACCUGGGACAGUGGCAACCCUGAGCCCGUCUCCCAUUACAUCAUACAGUAUCGCGCCAAAUCUCCCGAAAGCAAGUUCGAGACCGUGGACUCCAUCACCACCACCCGCUACAGCAUCGGUGGACUUUCUCCAAACACUGAUUAUGAGAUCCGGGUGUCAGCCUUCAACACCAUUGGCCAGGGCCCGCCCAGCGAACCAGUUGAGGCUAGGACUGGGGAGCAGGCUCCCGCCAGCCCACCGCGCAAUAUCCAGGCCCGUAUCAUCUCCCAGAACACCAUGAUGGUGCGCUGGGAUGAACCUGAGGAGCCCAAUGGACAGAUCAAGGGUUAUCGGGUCUACUACACAAUGGAUCCAUCUCAGCCCAUGAGCAUGUGGCACAUCCACAACGUACAGGACAGUGUGAUCACCACCAUUCAAAGUCUGGUGGCCUCAGAGACCUACACCAUCAGAGUGCUGGCCUUCACGUCCGUAGGAGAUGGACCCUUCUCGGAUCCCAUUCAUGUUAAAGUGCUUCAAGGAGUCCCUGGACAGCCGACUAACUUCCAGGUUGGUGAGGUGUCAGACACGAGCGUUGAGCUAACAUGGGAACCGGCCUUUGAAAAAGAGGGAAUCAUCAGUUACGAACUACAUUACAAAGAGGGCGGGCAGGAAUCUCAGGUAAAGAAAACAUUCGGCCCAGCCUCUUCCUAUGUGGUGGAGGGUCUGCGUGCAAAUACAGAGUACUACUUCUCUCUGGCUGCUAUCUCCAACAAAGGCAUUGGGGCCUUCACCAACGAAAUAUCCCAAAGGACAUCCCAAGCCAAGCCCUCCGCUCCCCCUCAAGACAUUAAGUGCUCCAGCUUCAGCUCCACCACCCUGAUGGUAAGUUGGCUCCCUCCGCCGGCCAAGAGCCAGAACGGGGCACUAGCCGGGUACAUAGUGCGCUACGCAGUGGUGGGGGCCGGGGCCGAGGUCAACACGGAGCCCGUGGAGGAGCCAGCGGUGUCCCCCAGCUCCAAUCAGAUCCAGCUGCAGCGGCUGGAGAAAUGGACCAUGUACAGAGUCACCGUGGCGGCCUCCACCAGCGUGGGUCCGGGCCCCGAGAGCGAGCCGCUGCUGUGCCGCACAGACGAGGAUGUUCCCGGGGCCCCUCCUCGACGUGUGGAGGUCGAGGUGCUGAACUCCACCGCCAUCAAGGUAAUGUGGCGCUCCCUAUUGCCAGGGAAGCAGCACGGGCAGAUCCGAGGAUACCAGGUGCACUACGUCCGUGUGGAGAACGGUGAAUCCCGCGGCCUGCCCCUCAUAAAGGACGUCAUGCUCGCCGAUGCACAGUGGGAAAUGGACGACACAGCUGAAUACGAGAUGGUCAUCGGGGGCCUGCAGCCUGACACCACGUACUCCAUCACUGUGGCAGCCUACACCACCAAAGGAGACGGAGCCCGCAGCAAACCCAAGCUGGUGGUGACUAAAGGAGCAGUACCGGGGCCUCCCUUUCUCUCUGUCAACCAAAACUCAGAGACUACCGCAUUAGUGCGCUGGCAACCCCCAGACUUCAUCGCUCCGGGUCUCGAGGUGCAAGGCUACCGGCUGCAGUUCGGCCGAAAGGAUGUGAGCCCCCUGGCCACGCUGGAGUUCGGCCCUCAGGAGCUGGAAUAUUCCAUUAGCAAUAUCCACCGAGGGGCAACAUACGUCUUCAAAGUGUCCGCCAAGUCCAGAUCGGGAUUUGGUGAAGAGGCUACCCGAGAACUCAAAGUCCCCGAGGAGGUUCCUCGAGGGUAUCCCCAAAUAAUCGAAGGGUCUAACAUUACCUGCUGCUCGCUCCAAUUUGCCUGGUUGCCUCCGGUGCUAGCAGAGCGCAACGGUGCUAUAAUAGAAUACACACUGGCUUACCAAGAGGCCGGAACGGCCGGCGGACCCAAGGAGCUGCGCUUGCCGGCAAGUGAAAACAGCUACACCCUCAACAGCCUAAGGCCCAACGCAGUGUACGAUGUGAAAAUUCGAGCGCACACCAGUGUAGGUCCCGGGCCCUACAGCCCACCGAUCCAGUAUCGAACAGUGGCCUACGAAGCAGAUGUUCCUAAGAACUUCACGGUGAAGCUGACCACCAAAACCACGGCACUGCUGACCUGGAAGUUUUCCGAUAGCCGCUUCCCGUACCGCUGCAUGUUGGAGUACAACCGGCAGAAGGUUGAACUUGAUGCUAGGCUGAACAAAGCUCUCAUCAUCAACUUGCGACCCAACAGCACCUACGAGUUCAGAAUUACCUGCCAGGAGAGCAGUGAUGGCGGACCCAAACACAAACUCAUCGCACGAACGGCGCCACAUAUUCUGGUCCGAAAGCCAGAGUUGGACCUGAAAAGAGAGCCAGACAGUACUCUCACCAUUGUCUUGCCACCGCUGGAAUCCAAAGAGUUGAUCAAGGUGGUCUAUGUUGUGGUGGUUCCUCUGAAGAAGGGAAGAGGACCGAUCCGACACAUCAAGAGCCCAGAUGAAUUGGACCUAGAUGAGCUGUUUGGCGACAGAAGACUCGGUCAACGUCACGCUCGAACCACCCGUCAGCUCAAGCAGGUGGACGGGAAGCGGCCCUACAUCGCUGCCAGUUUCAAGCCCUCAUCCAUGCCGCCGUCCUUCACCCUGGGCAACCAGAUGGUGUACAGCGGCUUUGAAAACAGGGCUCUGGAUCCCGGGCAGGAAUAUGUGAUCUUCAUCCUUGCUGAGCUGAACACCACCGGAGGAAAAACAUUUGUGACCAGCCCCUACACGGAUCCAAUCACAGCUCCAGACGUGGACCCUCAGCCCAUAGACACAGGAGGGGAUGGACUCAUCUGGGUGGUGGGGCCUGUUCUCGCUGUGGUCUUCAUCAUCUGUAUUGUGAUUGCCAUUCUUCUCUACAAGAACAGCAAGCCUGACAGCAGCAAACGUAAAGAGUCAGAGCCACGGACGAAAUGUUUGCUGAACAAUGCCGAUAUCACCCCUCACCACCCCACAGACCCGGUGGAGAUGAGACGAAUCAACUUCCAGACCCCAGAUUCGGGUCUAAGCAGUCCUGUCAGUGAAGCCGGUUUUGACUAUGAAAGUAUGAUGAACCACCCUCCUAUACCCAUCUCUGAGUUAGCCGAGCACACGGAGCUACUGAAGGCCAACGACAACCUGAAGCUCUCCCAGGAGUACGAGUCCAUCGAUCCGGGUCAGCAGUUCACCUGGGAGCAUUCCAACCUGGAGGUCAACAAACCCAAGAACCGCUACGCCAACGUCAUCGCCUACGACCACUCCCGCGUAAUCCUGGCACCCAUCGAAGGUAUCACAGGCAGCGACUACAUCAAUGCUAACUACAUUGAUGGCUACAGGAAGCAGAACGCAUACAUAGCCACACAGGGACCGCUGCCAGAGACCUUCGGAGACUUUUGGAGAAUGGUGUGGGAGCAACGAGCCGCCACCGUGGUCAUGAUGACCAGACUGGAAGAGAAGUCAAGGAUAAAGUGUGACCAGUACUGGCCGAGUAGAGGGACGGAGACCUACGGUAUGAUCCAAGUGACGCUCCUGGACACUAUCGAACUCGCCACUUUCUGUGUGCGCACCUUCUCUCUACACAAGAAUGGUUCCAGUGAAAAGCGAGAGGUUCGCCAGUUCCAGUUCACCGCCUGGCCGGACCACGGCGUUCCCGAGUACCCCACUCCAUUCCUGGCCUUCCUCAGGAGGGUGAAGACCUGCAAUCCACCGGACGCUGGCCCCAUCAUCGCCCACUGCAGUGCUGGUGUGGGCCGCACAGGCUGCUUCAUCGUGAUUGACGCCAUGCUAGAGCGCAUCAAGCACGAGAAGACGGUGGACAUCUACGGUCACGUGACCCUCAUGCGCUCCCAGAGGAACUACAUGGUGCAGACAGAAGACCAGUACAGCUUCAUCCAUGAUGCCCUCCUGGAGGCCGUCGCAUGUGGGAAUACAGAGGUGGCGGCACGAAGCCUCUUCUCCUACAUCCAGAAGCUGGCGCAGGUGGAGACCGGAGAGCACGUUAGUGGCAUGGAGCUGGAGUUUAAGCGUUUGGCGAACUCCAAAGCCCAUACGUCCAGAUUCAUAAGUGCCAAUCUGCCAUGCAACAAAUUUAAAAACCGGCUAGUCAACAUCAUGCCCUAUGAGACCACUCGAGUGUGCCUGCAGCCCAUCAGAGGACUGGAGGGGUCCGACUAUAUCAACUCCAGCUUCAUUGAUGGAUACAGACAACAGAGGGCUUAUAUAGCCACUCAGGGCCCAUUAGCGGAGACCACUGAAGACUUCUGGAGGAUGUUGUGGGAGAACAACUCUACAAUUGUUGUGAUGCUGACCAAACUGAGGGAGAUGGGACGAGAAAAGUGUCACCAGUACUGGCCAGCGGAGCGCUCCGCUAGAUAUCAAUACUUUGUGGUGGAUCCCAUGGCGGAGUACAACAUGCCGCAGUAUAUCCUCAGAGAGUUCAAAGUGACAGAUGCUCGGGACGGCCAGUCCAGGACCGUGCGGCAGUUCCAGUUCACCGAUUGGCCGGAGCAGGGCGUUCCUAAAUCAGGAGAGGGCUUCAUUGACUUCAUCGGACAGGUGCAUAAAACUAAGGAGCAGUUUGGACAGGACGGGCCCAUUUCUGUCCACUGCAGCGCCGGUGUGGGCCGGACCGGGGUCUUCAUCACACUAAGCAUCGUGCUGGAGCGGAUGCGCUACGAGGGUGUGGUGGAUAUCUUUCAGACGGUCAAAAUGCUGAGAACGCAACGGCCAGCAAUGGUGCAAACAGAGGACGAGUACCAGUUUUGCUAUCAAGCGGCUCUGGAGUACCUUGGAAGCUUUGAUCACUAUGCAACGUAAAAAGCCAUUUUUGUUCCCCCCGUCCCACAAAGCCCCCUCCCCCAACAGCCUCCUGAGCCAUAAAAACUUGCUUGAAACCAGGAAACGAUGACAACUAUACACAAUUUAUAAAAAUUUUGGGAAGAAUCAUCUUUUGGAACCAAUCAAAAUGCAUCGUGUGUAUCCCUAAUUGGACAAGCAACACUAGAGAAGUGCAAACGGAUCCCAAACCCCUCUACAUCCCAAGCUCGUGAUGGAGGAACCAAAUGUUUUGGCUCAGGCUGUAAGGCGGGAAUAACCAUCUAGGUGCCGGACCACUAACUUUACCUCAAGUGUUCGGACAUGGAGGACAAGCAUUGUUUCUUUUCAAACUAACUGUAUGAACAUAUUACAAAAAGACAUGAAGGAAAAGUCAGUGAGAUACAACAUGACCACAAAAUUAAGUAUAAAUGAUGAGCACCUAAUUGGUUGGAACUUAAAAUCCUCCUUUGUUUUCUAAAAUGGCAACGUUUCCAUUGAAAUGUCAUCUGUUGGUGUAACAGUAGUCGUCUUUGCUGUCUUCAAAGGAGAAGUUGGAGCAAUGGUACAGACAAGACUUCUUUUGCUGCUCUCGUCUUGGAUCCAAGCCUCUCCUUGACUGACAUGUUGCCAUUCAGACAAAAUUGGGAACCACUUAAGAAGCAAUUUGAGGCAAACCAUUCGUCCACUUGAGAAAGUUACUCUCCUCUUGAAACCACUGGAAUCGCCAAACAAGAACUUGACAUGUCUUGAGCCGUUGAGGCAUUCAAGGAAAUGGUCGAAACCUAAUUGCAUUGGUUUCUUGAGGUGGGGACAGCUUUUCUGUGCUUUUGAGGACGUGCUAGUGAACUUUUCUGCCGGUGUAGCUCCAUCUUAACUUCUCGAGAGCCAAUGGGAGCGUGAAAUAUUGUGUCAACUGAAAAUCAGGACAAGAAGUUCCACCAACAAAUCUCGAGUUUAUUUGGUGCAAUUUAGCUCCAUUUCUAUCCUCGAGAGCCAAUGGGAGCUUGACCUGUUGUGUAAUUGGAGAUUAGGACCAGAGGAUCCACUAAGUCAGUCUUGAGUUUCUUGGGCGCAAUGUAGAUCAAUCUCCACCUCUCAAGAGUCAGUGGGAGCGUGAAAUGUUACAUCAUUUGGAGAUAAGGACCAGUGGAACCAUCAACAAAGUCUCGGGUUUCUUCAGCACCUUGUAGCUCCAUUUCCAUCCUUGAGAGCCAAUGGGAGCUUGACCUGUUGUGUCAAUUGGAGAUUACGACGAGAAGAACCACCAACAAAGUCUUGCAUUUCUUUGGCGAUUUCAUCUGAUACAUUGACUGGUCUCUCCAUUGACGUACACAACGCAUUUGGCAGACCUGAUAGGAGAUGCAUGGCUACGUCUUGUUUCCAGUACUUCGACGUCCCCAGUGACCAAUAAUAAUUUUUUCUUCUUUUUUUGGUUUUGUUUUGCUCUUGAUACCAAACAUGCUGCUUUUGCUCCAUUAUGCUGUACGUGUACAUGUGAAGAGUCCGAUUCACCAGAUGUAAGUGUGCGAGAGCAUGAUUACGUGUGCUGGUCCCACCAAUCAAUCCAUUUCCUUAUGCCCCAACAGUCGCCCAGGAUUAAAUUGCAUUUUAUCGUCAUCAACGGCCCAUUCCUGGUCACUUUUGGAUUUCUUGCGUUCAGUUGCUGGUUCUUUUUGAGGUGUUUCUUCAAUGGAUUUUGGCUAAUGAAGAGCCAGAAAUGGGCAUAUGUUUGCGCCAUGAAACUGCGGUACAACUAUCUUGUGAAUCUGUUGUUGUAGGUGGGACUGUUUUACACACUCAUGCAUAUGGGUAUGAGUGGGAGGGGCCUUCGCUCGCCGUUAGAGCUGAUUGGCUGUACUGGAGAAUGCUUGAACCUGGAGUGUUCUGAUUGGUGAGAGAAUGAAAGAGCCGUGUGUAAUCUUAUUUCCAAAAAAGCCUUAUUCUUGUAACAUCAUAGAAAAAAAAUCUAAUGCAUUAUUGUUGUAUUAUUUUGACUAUUAUCUUCUUAACAUACAUUUGAAUUCUUGGUUUAGUGUUUUGCGUUUUUUUUUUUUUAACAAAGAUACUGUAUUCAUUUUUUUUUUAAUUAGCAAGGAAAAAUAAUGCUCAUUUUGCUCAUAUUAUGUUAAAAGACAUUCUAUUUUUUCACUGUAGAAAUGUAACAUGAGAUGUGCUUGUGUGCAUGUAUACAUAGACGAAUGGGACGUAAAUGUAUACAUGCACACUCACAUAUAUGAUAUUUAAGAGCAGAAUAUAAAGAUGUAUCCAAAUCUUCAUAUGCAUAGCCGUUUUUGUUUUUGUUUUUGAAACGGGCACUCAUUUUUAUACCACCAUAAAAUUAUGAAAUUGUUUGUAUGAAAUCAUGAAUGACUUUUUAUUGUUUUUGUUUUUUUUAAAGAGUCGGGGAAAUGCAUUAUCAGAAAUGCAGAAAUUUCCCAUAAAUCAUUGCAGGAAGAGCUUUGACUUCCUGUUGCCCAUUUAUGAAGGCUGAAUUAUGAUUGCAAUCCUGUUGUUAUUCAUCAAUAGUACUAGUAUUAACUAAAGUAUUACUUUUAUAAAAGAUGUAGAACUGGUUUACUAAAUAUUGAAUUGAACAAAAAAAAUUAUCUAUACUUUCCAAAUUUUACUAAAAAAAAAACAAAAAAAACAGUUACAGCCCCAUAUCUGUGAAAGCUUUCAUUUUUUGAAACAUUAUUUGUCUUUUACUUUUCAAACCACCGAAUGUUCAAUCGUUUGUUAGAUAUCAACUAAGAUCCUGAAUAUAAUGCCUGUAAAUAAACAAAUAUAUAUUAUAUGUAUUUGUAUAAUUGACCCACAAGAUUUCUGUCUUUGAACAAAACUGAGAUAUUAACAACAACAACAAAAGUUUAUGCUAAUGGAAACCUUCCGCAGUUUUGAAAGAAGCUUUGUCUCAUGCUAACAGCUCUGUUUAUCUCUCUUCACUUCAUUCCUCUUUUAUUCUGAUCCAUUUGUUGUUGUUUUUCCCAACUCUUCACUUUUUUCUUAUCUUAGCCAACACACACUGCAGUCCAGUGGUGAGAGAAAUCACAACACUUCUCCUUUUUCCAUAAGACUUUGUGCAUCACUCUUUUUUUUUACAUUUGUAAUACACUAAUACAUCUCCAAAAUUAAAAAUUCACUGAAUUUCUCAUUACUCAGUCUUUUUUUUUUUACAGUUAAAAUUUAUUAAAUUCAACGUGUCAAUCAGUGCAACAAAUUAUAUAAAAUUAUUUUAAAGUAAUGUGAAUUUUUUUUCAUUAAGGCAAUAAAAAUUAUAUAUAUAUAUAUAUACAUAUACUUUUUUUUGUUUUUGUUUGUUUUUUUUGAGUGGACUAUGGUAAUGAGUAUUUCUGGUAAAAAUCUUGAAAAUUAAAUGUUGUAAUGCAAAACCUAUUCAAAACAUACAAAAAAAAAUCUUAAUUUUCUUUUUAUUUUGGAGUGAAAUAUGACAAAGCAAUGUUCUGGAAAGGUUUUAUGAGAUUCACCCAAAAAUGAUUCUCAUUCUUACCCGUACUGAGCCUGAAGCACUAAUCAUUUUCUGUUUUUCUCAUUCUGAGUCAUUCUGUUGUUGGAUCGGGAUGAAGAAGGGCUUAUAAAAUGCCCAGUGCCUAUUAAAUGCCAUACGAACAGCGAGAGCAAAUUGCCUUGAAUUGGUUGGACGUUUGGUGAUUAGCUUCAAGUCAUCAUUGCUAGUUUAAAUACAAAUACUUCUCUCACCACUGCUUCUGCGUGUCAUCUUUUUCCUAAUAAAUAGUUCAUUGCAAAGCUCUAGAGGUCUACCGAUGCCAUGUUUAGUUCACUUUUAUUCUUGUUUUGUUUUUACAUUGGGGGACGAAGUAUGAGAGAACUUGGAAUCUGGAAAUUCCAGUGCUGCCUUUUAAACUGUUGGGAGUUUUGUGUGUUUCUAAAGAACUUUUCCUCGGGCGGGAAAAAAACCCCCGCAAAGGACCCUUGGACUUGUCUGACUGAUCUCCAAAUCCUGCGAUGGCAAAGAUGCUCAGAAGUCCUGUUCGUCUGCCCAAUUUAAGGAUAUCCGACUAAAUGUGUGAAUCGAUUAGACUACAAACAAUGGAGAACCAAUAUACAAAAGCGAACGUAUUAAAACCACGGCCAACAAAAAAAAAAAAAAAAAGAAACAAGCCAAACGCAAACGUGAAAAUAGUUUCUCUUCGUACGAAGGCCAAGUGCUAUCACUUUCAAACUGUUACUUCUGAUGGACACAAUAAUUGGUUUGAAACCACUGUGUAUGUAGAUAUGUUGACUUUGUAUUAAAGAAAUGUUGUCUGAAAA
Molecule: messenger RNA, 11403 nt
Organism: Carassius gibelio (silver crucian carp)
Lineage: Eukaryota; Metazoa; Chordata; Actinopteri; Cypriniformes; Cyprinidae
Product: receptor-type tyrosine-protein phosphatase S
Exons: 30
Coding region: 1921-7113 (1730 amino acids)
Biological process (GO): protein dephosphorylation
Molecular function (GO): protein binding; protein tyrosine phosphatase activity
Source: RefSeq, a predicted model, not a curated record